This is a messenger RNA of Triplophysa dalaica, 2304 nucleotides long. RefSeq names its product ArfGAP with FG repeats 1b (gene agfg1b). Gene Ontology annotation, molecular function: GTPase activator activity. Lineage: Eukaryota; Metazoa; Chordata; Actinopteri; Cypriniformes; Nemacheilidae. Bases 135 to 1526 code for a protein of 463 amino acids. The transcript has 12 exons. The record is from RefSeq and is a predicted model, not a curated record.
CAGCUCGUUGAUGGCUAUUCCUGGCAGUCCUAUGUGGACCGAUUGUCCAACGCUGCCGGGCGUGUUGAUGCACUAGACUAACCCAUAACUCAGAGCUCUACUUGCCUAACAGCCGUUAGCUUUGUCAUUUAGCGAUGGCGGCGAGUGCCAAACGAAAACAGGAGGAGAAGCACCUGAAGAUGCUUAGGGAGAUGACCAGCCUGCCUCCCAAUAGGAAAUGCUUUGAUUGCGAUCAGCGCGGCCCGACCUACGUCAACAUGACAGUGGGCUCGUUUGUGUGCACCACCUGUUCUGGAAUAUUACGAGGGCUCAACCCUCCACACAGAGUGAAGUCCAUCUCAAUGACGACUUUUACUCAGCAGGAAAUCGAGCUUUUACAAAAACACAGCAAUGAGGUUUGCAAACACAUCUGGCUUGGGUUGUAUGAUGAUAAGAGUUCUGUGGUCCCUGAUUUUCGUGAACCUCAAAAAGUCAAAGAGUUUCUUCAGGAGAAAUACGAGAAGAAAAGAUGGUAUGUUCCCCCAGAACAAGCCAAAGUGAUAGCUUCUGUCCAGGCCUCAAUAUCUGGUUCAUCUGCUAGCAGUACCAGUAGCACCCCUGAGGUUCUUCCCCAGCCUCUGAAAACCCUACAUCUUACCAAGACUUCAUCCAACCAGUCUCCAGGGACCAGUCGUGCUCAGGCCCAGUCUGCAGGACAGGAAAAGAAGUUUGACCUCCUGUCUGACUUGGGUGGAGAUAUCUUUGCUGCCUCUCCUGCUCAAACUGCCAGUUCUUCAAACUUUGCUAAUUUUGCACAUUUUAACAGGCCCUCAGCACAAAAUAAUUCCAGCACAGACUUUGCCAACUUUGAUUCCUUUGGAAACGCCAGUGUACCUUCACCCCCCCCAAAGUCUAACCUUCAGCAACCCCACACAGCAGGCGGCAUGUCAAUUCCUCAACUGCCUAGUAUGGUUCCCGGCCCACCUCUAAGCAGUUUAUCAAGAGAGGACCGUUACGCUGCCCUGGCGGAGCUUGACAGUGCCCUCAGUUACUCAACUUCAACCGGUGGACCACCAGGAAGUGUGUUUGGAGGUGUGCCAGGACCAGCUGCACCUCCAAACCAGCCCAACAUGCAACAGGGUUUUGCAGCUGCUCCUUCCACAAACCCAUUUGUGGCUGCUGGGAUGGUUCAGGAGACGAUUUCCAUGAAUCCGUUCCAGACCAAUGGAAGAGCACCUGCCACAGCCUCAUUUGGCACUGGCUCCAUGAGCAUGCCAGCUGGCUUUGGAAACUCGACCAGUUACUGCCUGCCAACCAGUUUUAGUGGGACCUUCCAGCAGCAAUUCCCUGGCCAAGGUCCCUUUCCCCCACCUGCAGCCUACCACCAACAUCCCAAUGGUGGUUUUCCUACCUAUGGACAGGCAAAACCUAUGGGCAACUACGGUCAGGCGGUCACCGGGCCUGGGAUUUCCAGCAACCCUUUCAUGGGUGGAGGCCCGGCAGGACCAUACCCAGCAGGAGGUUCUUCCACAAACCCCUUUCUCUAAAGCGCUUUUUUAUGCCACAUCUCAGCAGAGUCAUGCACACAUUCCGCAUCACCAGUCCUCUAAACAUAAUAUCUUCAAGAUCUUCAAGAUUUCCUAUUCAAUGCACUGGGUCUUUGACAUUUCUAGAGAAAGAGCUGUGAAUAUGCUGAUGAUGGUGUUUUCCAAACCGUCUGUGUAUUCUGUCGGACAAACAUAGUUGGAAUCGAUGCGAUUCUCCUUCCUCAUUUAUGCCUUUGACUGAAUUAGUAAUGUUUUAUGCCUAGAAAGUAUGAUCCUCGUGCAUAUCAGCAUUUGUAAUCCUUAGAAAAAAACAUAUUAUUCACAAAGAGAAACUGUGACAGAACCGAAGAACAAAAUGUUGUCUAGAGAUGCUGUGUCCAAACAACUGAAUUUGUCUUUAGCACCUGCUUGAGCAGAAAUGUUACAUUCUGUUGAGUCGGAAACACAGGAAAAUGUACGUGACUAAUUGCCUCAAGGAGGUAAGGAACAUAUGGUUUUGAAUUAAAACCUCACACCUGUUUUAAGAGCAGAGAAGCUCAGCACAAGCAGGUUUGUAGAUAAAGCAGGCGUCUACAGCACAACAAGACUGAAAAGUGUAAGUGGUAGAAAAUGCUUUUUUGUGAUCUGCCCUUAGAGUUCUAUAGCUGCACCUUGAAAAAUGGCAGGUCUGACCUCCAUCUAUGGAUUUUGGACAUCAAAAGUUACCAUUACAGGUAUACAAGUUAAUGUGUACAUAUAUAAAUAUAUGUAUAAAAUAUUAAAUGAUUUUUAACUACUG